Mangifera indica (mango) is the source of this 755-nucleotide messenger RNA. RefSeq names its product ethylene-responsive transcription factor ERF096-like. The record is from RefSeq and is a predicted model, not a curated record. Gene Ontology annotation, molecular function: DNA binding; DNA-binding transcription factor activity. The coding region runs from base 18 to 464 and encodes 148 amino acids. Gene Ontology annotation, biological process: ethylene-activated signaling pathway; regulation of DNA-templated transcription. The transcript has a single exon. Lineage: Eukaryota; Viridiplantae; Streptophyta; Magnoliopsida; Sapindales; Anacardiaceae.
CAGAGAGACAAAUUAACAUGGAUCCGGAGGAGUCUAGAGGAAAGGCUGAGGAGAGUGGUGGAGAGGUGAAAUACAGAGGCGUCAGGCGGAGGCCAUGGGGGAAGUUUGCGGCGGAGAUACGAGACUCUAACCGCCACAGCCAGCGCAGAUGGCUUGGAACUUUUAACACGGCUGAGGAAGCGGCUCGAGCUUAUGAUAGAGCUGCUUAUGCUAUGAGGGGUCAUUUAGCCAUUCUUAAUUUUCCUCAUGAGUACCCUAUGACAGCCGCUGGAUCCAGUUCUACUCAAUCUUCAACUUCAUCUUCGUCUUCAACAGGUUCUUCUUCAUCAUCGUCAAUGCGGGAACAUAAUGUGCCGGAGAGAGGAACAACUGAGCAAGGAAAGCAGGUUUUCGAGUUUGAAUACUUUGAUGAUAAGUUGCUGGAGGAACUUCUAGAGCAGGGAGAGAAAAAUAACAAGAAAUGAUGACCAUCUCUGGGCCAUGGAGAUGGCGGCCUUGCUAGCUGAAGUUCAUUUUUCCAAUUUUGAUUGUGUAUAAAAGUUGCAGUGAAAGCUGGGUGGGUCGCAUUAUCUCAUGGAGACCUUAUUUUUACUUCAUAUUAAUGCUGCGUAGCUCUCGCCACAGCUAGAAAUGGAGAUUGAAUAAAGUGCUUUAUAAUACACAUAUAUAAUAUUCAAGAGACAGGGGAGGGCUAACCCCAGUUGUGUAGCCCGACAAAUGAAUCAGACAUUUAUAAAUAACUGAACUUUUUUUUU